UGGAAUUUAGAAUCAAGCUAUACCUGCAGGCGGUGCCGUUUAAUUCACACGUCCCUAAUUUCCUAUACCUUGUACAAGUUUGUCCGGCACUUUCUUUCCUAGUUUUUUACUCUCUUUAUAUGCUUAACAAACACAUCAGAAGGUCCACCUCAAAAUUCUAACCACAUAAAUAUUAGUAUCGAUCCGAUCGGUGAUCGAUAUACUCAGAAAGCGUUAAACUUGACUCCAUUGGGUGAGUGAUACGAUGGCGUAUGCCGUGCCGAUGCCUGGGGUUGGGCCGAGUGCUCAGCCUCUGCAAACCCCGUUGACGGUGGUCAGCCCGCAGUUCCUAGCAACCUACCCCGUGGAUCUGAUCAUCACAGAGAAGAUGAUGUCGAUCAAGGAAGGUGCUUUCACUGUGUCAGACAUCAAUGGAAAUCUCAUGUUCCAGAUCAAAGGCUCCUUGUUCAGCUUGCACGAUCGUCGAACUUUGCUCGACAACGCCGGCACUCCUAUUGUCUCAUUCCGACAAAAGAUAUUGACGGCACAUAGGAGAUGGCACGUAUUUAGAGGAGACAGUUCAGACACCAAAGAUCUACUCUUUAGUGUCAAAAAGGCAUCCCUUCUCCAAAUGAAAACAGAAUUAGAUGUGUUCUUGGCUGGUAAUACUAAUGAACAAGCGUUCGAUUUCAAGGUCAGAGGAAGCUGGGGGGAAAGAGCCUGUACCAUCUAUGAUAGAAACAACACUAUCAUUGCACAAAUGCACAAGAAACAUGAUCUUAAAAGUAUGUUCUUUGGGAGAGAUGCGUUUGCGGUGACUGUGUAUCCUCAUGUUGAUUACACCUUUGUAGUUGCCAUUGUGGUUGUCCUUCAUGAGAUCAACAUGGACAGAAGUGGGCAAGACUGAUGAUGCUUGAUGCAUUGAUGAUCCUCUUUUUUCUACUUAUAUAUAUUGAUAAGAAUAAGUGAUUUCCCUUAUUGUCACUGAAUCAGUGAACUGUGUAGCUAUGUACUUAUAUUUUGUGUUCUGGCUUCGGGCCAUCUAGUACAAAUGAAUAAAUUAUAUGGAUCUUUAUAAGUUACAGAAUGUUGUAAGUUGACUUGAUCUACUUUCCCCUAUUUAUAAGAUCUGUAAUUGACUGAAGUUCUUUCUUUA
Argentina anserina (silverweed cinquefoil) is the source of this 1135-nucleotide messenger RNA. RefSeq names its product protein LURP-one-related 15-like. NCBI's taxonomy places the organism in Eukaryota, Viridiplantae, Streptophyta, Magnoliopsida, Rosales, Rosaceae. The coding region runs from base 245 to 886 and encodes 213 amino acids. The record is from RefSeq and is a predicted model, not a curated record. The transcript has 3 exons.